AUGUGGGGGUCUGACCCGGGCUGCCAGAAUUGCAAGAGCUCACUGCUGGAAGAGUAUGCCUCGCAGACGCCCGGGCCUUGUGCCAGCUGGUGCCAAUAUGAGGGACCUGCCACCUGGCAAUAUGACCCCAAUUGCGCUGCCUGCACGCCCGCAGCCAUUGCCAACAGGACUGUGAACCACUGCCAAACCUACUGUGAGUACGUUGGCACAGCAGUGUGGCAGUACAACCCAGAUUGCCAAGCAUGCAAGCCCGUGCUGCUGCAGAAGGCCAAGGUUGAGUGCAAGGACUACUGCAAGUAUGAGCCCCAGACUGCCUGGCAGUAUGAUGCUAACUGCGGCGGCUGCACGCCAGCAUUGGUGCAAGAUGUAGUUGUGGAAACCCACAGCAGCUGCAUGGACCAUUGCCAGUUUGUGGGCUCUGCGCUGUGGCAGUAUGAUUCGGACUGCAGCGGCUGCAAGCCAUCCUUGCUGCAGCAGCAAGUCGGCCAGGUACCCACCGAAGGCUGCGCAAGCUUUUGCCAGUAUGAGGGCCCAGCUGUGUGGCAGUAUGAUCCCAACUGCCGCGCUUGUGGCGUCACCCAACGCUCCAACAUCACCGUCACAGCCCAGUGCCUGGAUUUCUGCAAGUAUGUGGGCGAAGCUGUGUGGCAGUACAACCCCGACUGCCAAGCAUGCAAGCCCAGCCUGUUGCAGAAGAGGGAGUGUAAGGACUACUGCAAGUAUGAGCCCCAGACUGCCUGGCAGUAUGACGCCAAUUGCGGCGGCUGUCAAGCAGCCCCCACAGCUCUUGUGCAAGAUACGGUCGUUACCAAGGGUGAGUGCAAGGACUACUGCAAGUAUGAGCCCCAGACUGCCUGGCAGUAUGACGCCAAUUGCGGCGGCUGCACGCCAGCUCUUGUUCAAGAUGCGGUCCCCCAGACUGCCUGGCAGUAUGAUGCCAAUUGCGGCGGCUGCACGCCAGCUCUCCUUCAAGAUGCGGUGGCUACCAAGGGUGAGUGCAAGGACUACUGCAAGUAUGAGCCCCAGACUGCCUGGCAGUAUGACGCCAAUUGCGGCGGCUGCACGGCAGCACUUUUGCAGCAGCAUGCUGUACAGACACCUUCCGGCUCUUGUGCCAGCUGGUGCCAAUAUGAAGGCCCUGCCGUGUGGCAGUAUGACGCGAACUGCGCGGGCUGUAAUGCCACCUCCCUCGGCCAGAUCUCGGCAGGCGCCUGCGCUGACCACUGCCAGCAUUUGGGCCCGGAAAUCCGGAAGUACAACCCCCAGUGCCGCGCAUGUAAGUUGGAGACCUCCGAGUGCAAGGACUGGUGCCAGUAUGAGCCCCAGGCGGCCUGGCAGUACGAUGCCAACUGCGGAGGCUGCACACCUCCGGCAGCCCCUGCCCUCGUGCAGGAGGCCUCGGCGACAAAGAGCGGGCUGUGCAAGGACUUCUGCGGGUACAUGGGCUCCCAGCUCUGGCAGUACGACCCGGAGUGCCAGGGCUGUCAGGGCCAGCUGCUGCAGCGGGCGGAGUGCAAGGACUGGUGCAAGUACGAGCCCCAAGCUGCCUGGCAGUAUGACGCGAAUUGCGGGGCCUGCACUCCUGCGCUGAUCGAGGAGGUGGCUGAAGGCUGCCAAGAGGAGUGCGCAAAGGUAGGCCCUGCACUGUGGCACAAGGCCCCAGGUUGCAGGGGCUGCCGAAGCUCUAUGCUGCAGAGCUGGGCACAGGAGGCGCAGGGCCCCUGCCAGGAGCACUGCAAGUACGAGGGCGCGGCCGUGUGGCAGUACGACCCCAACUGCAAGGGCUGCGGCACUGCCCUGCUGCAGGCGAACGCGACCAACACCCAGUGCAGCACCAUCACGGGGGGCACCUGCAUGUUCGCCACCUGCGACUACUCCCGGGGCCCGGCGCAGUGCAACUGGGCCAAGAUGUGCACCUGCCCUACGAACUUCUGUGCCAACGACCAGGGCGCGUGCAUCUUCAACUUGAACAGCAUGUUCAACAACGUGAUGGGACGCUGA
This is a messenger RNA of Effrenium voratum, 2001 nucleotides long. The record is from the annotation of a GenBank genome assembly. NCBI's taxonomy places the organism in Eukaryota, Dinophyceae, Suessiales, Symbiodiniaceae.